Cylicostephanus goldi is the source of this 1332-nucleotide messenger RNA. The record is from the annotation of a GenBank genome assembly. Lineage: Eukaryota; Metazoa; Nematoda; Chromadorea; Rhabditida; Strongylidae.
AUGUAUUCACGAGUAAUGGUGAAUGAUAUCAAGUGGAAAUUGCAGAUCUGGGAUAUCAUCGAGUCAGGUGAAUGGCUUGAUCAUCCCGAUCGACUGACGUCGUUCUUUUUCACCGUAUAUGCUGAUUUAAAGAAGUAUCAGUAUUACUACUGGAACUGUUUCCCAACGCUUUGCUAUCCGUCUGAUAUGACACAGAAAGUCGCUCCUAUAACUGUAGAUGAGAGGCUUAUGCAUUAUUUCGACGAGACGAAAGCACCGGUUUUCAUAUGGAAAUCCAGUGGAGAUUGCUUACCGAUCAGUAAAUUGUCUGAAAUAAACGGUUCGGAGGAGGUGAAGGUAGUUUUUGCUGACCCUUCGCCGCUGAGGGGUCGUGCUGGAUGGCCACUGCGAAAUUUGAUAGCGGCUAUCGCGCGCUACAAACCUUCUUGGAAGCAAAGCUCGUUUAUAUCUUUGCGACCGGGGAACCAGUUAGAGGAAUUUGUUAUCUCUUGGACAGCUGUGGAGGCGACAGCUUUACCUCCUACUGUUGGUUGGGAGAGAACGCAGGAUGGUAAAAUGUCGCCUCAGUUUGCCGAUAUGAAGAAGCAGUUUGAUCCCAAGAAAUUGAUGGAUCAAGCUGUUGGUCUGAACCUUUCUCUUAUCAAAUGGAGGCUUGUACCAGAAAUGCGUUUGGAACGUUAUACAUCGUUGAAGGUGCUCAUAUUCGGAGCUGGUACGCAGUCAUUAUCAGAAUUCGAAGAUGCUCGAGAUUCUCGUGGUAAAGCUGAGACCGCUGCAGCUGCUUUGCAACGUAUCUAUCCCAGUAUGGACUCACAAGCAGUGCGAUUCACGGUACCUAUGCCCGGACAUACGGUAUCGUCUAGUGGAGAAGCUGCUUUGGAAAAAGAUGUAGCUUUGGUAGAUGAUCUUGUUGCGCAACACGAUGUGGUCUUUUUGGCGCUAGAUAGCAGGGAGGCUAGAUGGUUGCCUACAGUGCUGGCCACUGUGCAUGGGAAGAUGGCAUUCAGCGUCGCAUUAGGCUUCGACAAUUACGUUGUUAUACGCCAUGCUACCGUAUCUGUGAAAGAGGGUACUGUAAUACCAUACGCGGAUCUCGCAUGUUAUUUCUGCAGUGAUGUGACGGCGCCAGGAAACUCAACUGCCGACAGAACGUUGGAUCAGCAAUGCACAGUAAGCCGACCAGGCUUGUCGAUGAUAGCAUCAGGAACAGCAGUAGAGCUGCUUUCCUCCGUUCUGCAACAUCCAGAUCCAUUGACAGCUCCAGCUAACAUAGGCGAGCUGGAUGACUCGUCAUCUUUACUAGGCGCCACUCCACAUCAGAUUCGCGGAUUU